Messenger RNA from Candidula unifasciata, 1338 nucleotides. NCBI's taxonomy places the organism in Eukaryota, Metazoa, Mollusca, Gastropoda, Stylommatophora, Geomitridae. The record is from the annotation of a GenBank genome assembly.
AUGGAUAGUCCAGAGCCUGUCGCAGAUCCACACAGUGAAGUACGAAAGCUUCAGGAACUUGUGAAAAAUUUGGAACGACAAAAUGAGGCUCUUCGAAGUAAACAAUCGAGAAAUGGAGACCUGACAACAGACAAUAAAGAAAAUGACAACAACGACAGUGAUAAUAAUUCAUCAGAUGUUGCUAAAGUUAAGUUAAAGGAAAAUUUUGCGUUGGAUGACUUGGACGACGUGAAUUUUUCUGAUCUUUCUGUUGAUGAUGACAGUUGGUUGUAUACAUCCCCGAAAACUGUGACACCUCACAUGUCAAGAGAGACAUUGUUAUCUUGGGUGCGGCAGGACUUUGACCACCCAAGUCCAGAAGUUGAGACAUCAAGAAGAGCUCUUAUAUGCAAACUGAAUGAAGUAGCGCGCAUGAGACACAGUUCAAGUUCCCCUGUGAUAGGUAGCCAGCCAUUGGCUAGUCGGUCAGCUGGAGCACUAACUCGAUCUACUGAAGAAAGCAAUCACACACCUGUCAGAAAUGCUGGUCAUAGAAAGUCAGGUUUAACAGCUCCAGGGUUAUCAAAAAUAGCAUUUGACAGUGGUACUUUCACAAGAUUAAAAAGAGGAGCAGUUCCAAUGCACGGAGAAGGUGACCAGCCUCAAAAUCUGCCGUAUGUGCCCAAUGUUACAGAUAUAAGUGAUAUUGAAAAUCUUGCCAAACAACAGGAAGAGAGCUUACGACAGAGUAUUACUCCAGCAAACAGAAAAGCAAUGAGAGCUAGGCAUGCCUUAAUGGAAGGAGACAGUAGCGCUCGGCUGAGUCCAAGUAGAUUUGACUUGGAUGGAGCAUAUUUGUCAGAUCGGCAUGGAAGUGUGGGUUCAGACCAUGGGAUCCCCUCAAGCGGUUCACUUAUGAAUAGUCAACAUUUUCAGCUGAGUAAUUCUCUAGAUUCUCGAGGACGGGGCAGCCUCCCUUCCACACCAGGCCUGCAGUACCAGUCCAAUAAUUCAAGUGAUUCUAGUUUAGAUCGGUACAACAGUGCCAGCGGUGAUGAGAGCAACCUGGCGCCAGAAGCUUUCAGAUCCAGCUCCUCGCGACUGCAACAUUCAAACUUCCAGUCUGCACCCAAACAAAGCAUGCCUAUAGGUAUUGCACCGGGUCUAGCCCAGCAACAGAUAGAGCGUGGCUUGUCGCCACAGCGGACUAGUGGUUUACCCAUGCCUCGGCGACAGCUAGUGAGGCCUUCAUCAGCUUCUAGGUCUUCUUUGCCCAUGCUUCGCAGGGCAAAUAAUCCGUCUCCCAAACCAACAUCUUCAGGUGGAUCAGAAGACACAUGGCGGGAAGGCUGUUUUUGA